AGGUAGAUCAUGUCAGGGCGGUCUAAGGUAUGGGCGACGUGUAUUGUUGCGACUUUUGCUUUGCUUCUACUUGCACGUAUACCUUACCAUAGCAAUAUACAUACGGCGUAUAAGGGCAAGGCUAGAAGUAAUGUAUUGACCACAAUUUACAAAGCCGAUAGAACAUCCGUUGUGAACCUUGGACCUAAAAUUAACUAUACACGGCCGUCACGAAGAUGUUACGAAGCUCGUUACUACAACAAGUGGUUGAACGCCAGCGAUCUUAAUAUGGAUUCAGAUACGAAGACCUCCCAACCACAAGAGCCUCACAUCACACGACUAAAGGAAAUUUUAUCCCGAUGCGAAUCGUCCCAUUAUAUAAACAAGAGAAUAGAUCUUUCCCGGUUCGUAUUCGACGAUGAACAUAAACUGAUCAUGUGUGUUGUACCGAAGGUAAUUUGACAACGAUUCAGACAGAAUAGAAAUCAAUAAUAGCGUAUUUAAACAUAAGAGAGAUGCAUUGAUUUGUUCAGCGUAAACGUGUAUUCAUGUAACGUUACGUAAGUGAUACUUUUGCAUCAGUAUAACGCGUAUAUAACACUUACUGCAUAGGACAGUUUUAAACAACAUUUCGAUCGCUUGUUACUUACAAAAAUCACGUAAUUUGUGAACCGAGGGUCAUAAGAUCGAACCCGGGAUCGUUAGGACAU
This is a messenger RNA of Ciona intestinalis (vase tunicate), 689 nucleotides long. The record is from RefSeq and is a predicted model, not a curated record. NCBI's taxonomy places the organism in Eukaryota, Metazoa, Chordata, Ascidiacea, Phlebobranchia, Cionidae.